Messenger RNA from Apis laboriosa (Himalayan honeybee), 6547 nucleotides. RefSeq lists its product as uncharacterized. Gene Ontology annotation, cellular component: nucleus. The transcript has 16 exons. Bases 197 to 6343 code for a protein of 2048 amino acids. NCBI's taxonomy places the organism in Eukaryota, Metazoa, Arthropoda, Insecta, Hymenoptera, Apidae. Gene Ontology annotation, biological process: regulation of telomere maintenance. The record is from RefSeq and is a predicted model, not a curated record.
GUUCCGAUGAGUUUCGACGUUUUCGUGCCAAGUUUUGUUUAGUUAUUGUAUAAUAAGAAAAGGUUCUCGUGAAAUUUCACAUCACGAAAGUGUAUUACUACUUCCUGAAUAUUCAGCCCGUCCAAACGGACUGCGGCCCUUAAAACUGUUUGGAAUGCGCUAGCAAACCAUUGCUAGAGUGAGAGACGAUUUAAAAAUGCAAAAUUGGAGUCAAUGGCAAUUAUCAGCUGGUGCUGUCGCUACUCCAAUGCCACAACCACCAGUUGGUUAUGCUGCGCCAGGAGCAGAUCCUAUGGCUAUGAUGCAAGCAUAUAUGCAGUACUAUAAUCAGCCUGCACCUAGUGGAUACACAGCAGAACAAUGGGCUGCAGCUCAACAACAAAACUGGACUCAGUGGCAGCAAUGGCAGCAACAAUAUCAACAAUGGCAGGCACAAUAUGGAGAGAAGUAUCAAGAAACAAUGAAACACAUGUCAACCCAGAAUAUGAGCUUAGCCAAUCAGAUGCCACAGUUACCAAUUGUGCAACCCCCACCACCUCUUCCGAAAGAGGAUACAAAACCACCAUUACCUCCAACUACUAUGAACACAUAUCAAUUUACAAGCAUGCCUCCGCCGCAUCAAAAUAAUCUUCCAUUAUUUCCUGUUAAGCAAAACGCGAAUACUCCAAUGCAACAAACGAAUAUACAAAAUUGCCCUCAGAAUCCUCCUUUACCUCCAAAUCAGCCACCAUUACCUCCUGAAAAUAGCAAUAGUAGUAAAGAAAAUAAUUUAAAUGGUAAACGCAAUAAUAACAUUGAUAGUGAAUCUAAUAGUGUUAAAAAGUUGAAAGUCGAAGAUGAAGAAUUAACUGAAGCCGAGAAAACAUUUGAUGCUCAAUUUAAACAGUGGGAGGAGCAAUUUAAUAAGUGGAAACAGCAAAAUGCUAAUCAUCCGGAUAAGACUCAAUAUAAACAAUACGAAGCAAAAUGGACAUCUUGGAGAGAAAAGCUUAUUGAACGACGUGAACAAAUGCGUAGAAAACGUGAACAACAAAAGCAAACUACUGUCAAAACAGAUGUCGAAAAGAAUAAAAAUUUGCCUGGUGAUGAUAAAAUAUUGAAUAUUUUGUCUAGUACUGAAAAUCAAGGAUUGAUUAACAAUUUAUUAGGAAUUGGAAAAACUCUUGGUUUAACUGGAAAACAAAAUAGUAAUGUACCUCCACCGCCACCGCCACCGCCGCCACCAGCUACAGAAACAAUAACGUCCAACGUUCAAACAGCGGCUACUAUAACAUCGUCUUCUCAAACAGUUUCACAGGUAUCAACUGCCCAAUUACCAGUUAUGAAUAUGAUAUCUUCUAACGUAAUGACUUCGUCACCUUGGAAUUCUCAGCAAUGGGCAUCUCAAUAUAAUGCAGGAGUACCUAAUUUUCCUAAUUUUCAAACUAUGACUGGAGUACCUCCACCACCAUUCAGUAUGCCGCCAAUUCAGAUGCCACCCCCAAAUUUUACGCAACCACCACCAAAUUUUCCUGCUAUACCAAAUUUUUCUCAGCCACCUCCGGGUUUUGUUAACAAUGAUUCACGGCAGAAUCAUAAUAUACGGCCAUCGAUUCCAUCUAAUAUGCAACAAGGAAGGCCAUCUCCGUUUGGUUUGAAUACUGGUGGUGUUCCAGAUGGGAAUUCGAUACAUAACGAACGUCAAAAUCAAGCUGGUCCUAUAAAUAAUUUCGAUUCUGGAGGCCAUAUAAAUAAUUUUAGUGUAAAUGAUCCUGUUCGACAAAAAGGUAUAUCGACAGAACGUUUUGGUUCGGAUGGUAUUAACGAUCAACAAACUAAACAAUAUCGAUGCAAUGAUAUGUUUAAUCAACGAAACGAAAAUUAUAAAUUAAACGGUGAAUGUGUAUCCGAAAGUGAUCAAUUUAGAAGAGAAGAUAGAAAUUAUCAAGAACGUGGGAACAAUCAGUUUAAUCAACAAAAGAUGAAUUUGAACAAUGACAGAUUUGUUUCAGGAAAUGAUCGGUUUGGGCCAGGAAACAAUCGAUUCGGUAUAACUAAUGAUAGAUUUGGAUCUGGAAAUGAUCGAUUUGGAAUGCCAGAUGAUCGAUUUGGAUCUGGAGACAACAGAUUCAUUGCUGGAAAUGAUAGAUUUGGAAAUGAUAGGAUUGGAGGACAAGGAAAUGAAUCUCUUAAUGAUCGUUUCGGACCAAACAACGAUCGAUUUGGUCCAAAUAACGAACCUUAUGGUCCUGGAGGUGAUAGAUUUAAUAGGAAUAAUAUGGAUCGUUUUGAACAAAAAGAUGUAGGGGAUAAUAAUAGGCGCGAUAAUUUUCAAAAUGCUUCAAGAAGUUUCAACAGGAAUAAUAAUCAAUUUGAAUCACCACCCGAUAAAUUUGCUUUAGAAUUGAAAAAACUUAUGGAAAAAAGAAGAGCUGCAAUAGAUAUAUUCAAACCGAGUUAUCUUGAUUCUGAUAAAAGUAGUAAUGUUGGUUCAUUAAGUGAAAGUUUUAAGAAGAUUACAGGUGAUUCUCCAUUCAUAAAAUCAACUGGAAAUCAAAAUUUUGGGCCUCGUGGACCUUCCAAUUUCGGACCAAGUGGACAAGGUAAUUUUAGAAUGGCUGGAGAUUUUAAAUUUCAAGGAAAUCCCGAGUUUGGAUCACGUGGUACUACAGGAAUUGGACGCAACAACUCUUUUGAUUCACGGGAUGCUUCAACUGGAAUAACUUCAUUCAGAGGACCGAAUUUUAGUCCACAGCAAGUACAAGAUUUUAUAAAUACCGAAUCAAGACCAAAUAUGACGAAUCUUGAAACCGAUACAAAUACGAAUAAUGAAAAUAAAACUGAAUCUAUUACUGUAACAGAACAUACUGAGAUAAAUUCUAAAUCGAGCGAUCAAAACGUCGAUAAUACGCAGAAGGAGGAUACAGAGAAUCAUUCGGUUCAAAAGGAUAUUUUAUUGUUAGAAAAGCCACCUUGGAUUGAUUCUCAACUUUCUGAAGAUAAUUUAUUGCAAAAGGAUAGCAUUAAGAAAGAAGAAAUUCCAUCUGGUAAAUAUGACUCCUCAGAACAGAAUCUACAGAAUACGUUUAAAGAACAAACAGAAGUAAAACAAGAACUAUCUAAUAAAGAUGGUAAUGAUGAUAAUGAAAAAAAGGCAGAAGUAUUACCUUUUAUGGGAGAAAAUGAUCCAAAACCGGAAGAUUUAAAUAUGGAACCGCCACCUGAAUUACCUAAUUUGGGCCCUAUUUCUACUAACGAACUUAAUAAUGAUUCUCUACAAAGAACAGACGAAUCGUACGAGACAAAGGAAUCUUCUUCAAAAUCGUUCCCAAACAAUAAUAAUCCUGAAUGUUUUGAUCCUAGAGGACCGUUCGUUUCAACAUUCGGACCAAGAGGAAUGCAAUUUAGACUAAAUGCACCUUUCUUGAGUCCCAAAAGUCCUAACGAUGUUAGAUUUCCUAUAUUUGAGCCAUUCAAUUCUUCUGGUCCAAAUUUGUAUCCAUUAGGCUCUCGAGGAUCUAGUGAUGGACAAUUUGGUCCAAGAGGUUCUAAUAAUGGACAGUUUGCUCCUCGAGGUCCUGAUGGACAAUUUGGUCCUAGAAGUGGCAAUGAUGGAAUAUUUGGUUCAAAAGGUUCUAAUGAUGGACUAUUUGGACCUAGAGUUGAUAAUCAAUUGGGGUUAAAACCUCCUAAUAAUGGACAGUUUGGUCCUAGAUCUUCGAAUAUUGGACAAUUUGGUCCCAGAUACGAUGGCCAGUUAGAUUUAAGAAGAUCUAACGAUGGACAAUUUGGGCUUCAAGGACUAAAUAAUAGGCCAUUUGUGCCCGGUAGACCAAAUGAUCCAUUAUUUGAUAAUCGAAGUCCCUGUGAUUUACAGUUCACGCCUAGAGGACCUAGUGAAGGACAAAUUAGAUUUUCAGGAUCCAAUGAUAGGCUUUUUGGUUCACGACGUAAUGAUUCAUCUUAUCAACGAAGUCCAAACAAUUCGAAAGUAAUAAAUGACGGAUUAUUUCCAAAUAGAUUUAAUGAAAAACAGUUUGAUAAUUCUACCGAUGGAUGUUUUGUUGUCCGAUCUUCAAAUGAUACGUACUUGAGUCAACGAGGUCCACUUAAUAAUUCAAAUGAUAAUUCUUUUCAAUCUCGGGGUCAAGGCGACAGAUUUUUUGAUAACAGACAAGUUGAUGUUAGAGGAAUUGAAGAAGUUAGAUCGAAAAGAUCACUCGACAACAAUACUGAUUCUAAAAUUCAUGGUAGUUCGGAAGUAAGUGGAGGAGGAACAUUUGAUAAUAAUGAGAAAAUAUCGAUCGAUGAAAAUAUGCAGCAGGGAAAAUUUGAUUCUAACGAUAUGCAGAAUCCAGGAUGGAGGCAAAUAUAUUCAAAGAAUAGUUUUGGAGAUAUCGAUCAAAGAUCCGGACGAGGCUAUCCUGACAAAUCUUUGCUUGGUCAAAAUGAAACGUUUAAUCAGAAUAUAGCGAAUAAUAUAGAACGACGAUCUCCUUCGGGUGGAAAUAAAUGUAACAUUCCUGAUAGAAGAUUAGAAAGAGGUAUGACCGAUAUGACGGUAGGUGAUUAUAAGACUUUGUUAGACUCUGAUUAUACGAAAUUGGAUAAUACCGAUACGUAUCUAAAACGAUCCGUAGAUAAUCGACAAUCUCAAAUUAGAUGUUCGACCGUGAAGGAAUUUUAUAUAGAGAAGCAGUUUAAUUACAAUCAUGGCGGGGCUGGUGGUGAAAAAAAAUUUAUCGAGCAUAUACCUGCUAAAAUAAUUGAUUAUGCUCAUACUUCUCGAUCAUCGAUUCAAGAUCAUUUAACUCCUGUGCAAUGCUUCGAUUAUGGACAUGGUAAUUUAAAACCAUUGGUGCCAGAAAAUGAGAUGCAACCAAAGAAAGAUUUCAGAAAUUGGGAGGAGAAUGAGCAAAAUUUGAAAGAAUAUACCGAGAGAAUAAAGAAUUACGAAUAUCACGCGGGUAAGAUAGAAUUUAGCCGAUUACAAGGAGAUUAUAAGCAAAGAAGAAAUAGCGAAGAAUUUAUAGAUGAUAGAAAAUUUGAAAAAGGAGAACGCAAAGAAAAGGAAGAAUAUAAAGGAAAAGAACGCGAAGAUAGGAUAUUAUUUGAUCAUACAAAGUCUGACAAAGAUCAAGAUAAUCGAUAUGACAAGAAUUCUACUAAAGAGAGAACUCGGGAAAGAUGUGAAACUUCUCAAAAGGAAAUGAAUAAAGAAAAUGAUAAAGAAGAAGACAGAUCGAAAGGAAAUAUAAGCUGGCAGGAGAAUUCAAACAAGAACAUCAUAGAUACAAAGCCAUCAGAAACCAGUGUUACAGAUACUCAGCAUAAUGUAUUGGAACCUGCACAAAAGACUUUGGAAUUGGCAAAAACACCAAAUUGCACAAUGGUGGAUGACUUAUUAUGUCCUCCAGGUCGUCAGAAUAGACCACCAAAAAUAGCUAUAAUUUUAAGAGGCCCGCCAGGCAGUGGAAAAUCUUUUGUGGCAAAACUUAUUAAGGACAAGGAAGUUGAACAAGGAGGUUCUGCACCAAGAAUAUUAAGUCUUGAUGAUUAUUUCUUGGUAGAGAAAGAAAUAGAAUCCACGGAUGAUAAUGGGAAAAAAGUUACAAUUAAGGAUAUGAUAUACGAAUACGAGGAAGUGAUGGAACAAAGUUAUAUUACAUCUCUUGUUAAAGCUUUUAAAAAAAAUGUUACCGAUGGUUUCUUCAAUUUUAUUAUACUGGAUUGUAUAAACGAAAAAAUAUCCGACUAUGAAGAGAUGUGGAGUUUUGCUAAAACAAAAGGUUUCAAGGUAUACGUGUGCGAGAUGGAAAUGGAUUUACAAAUUUGUUUAAAAAGAAAUAUUCAUAAUCGCACAGAAGAUGAAAUAAAUAGAAUUAUAGAUUAUUUUGAACCAACUCCAAGUUAUCAUCAAAAAUUAGAUGUUAAUUCAAUGUUGCAGGAACAAGCAAUUGAAGAAGUUCAUAUGGAAGAUAGUGAAGAAACGCAGGAGAAAUCAUCUCAGCAAAAUGAAGAUAGCCAAGAUAGUCAAGAUGAUAUGCAAGAUGCUAUUGGAGUUAGCAAAUGGGAACGUAUGGAAGCUGAAGAUAAAUUAGAUCGAUUGGAUGGACUUGCAAAAAAGAAAAAUGAAGGAAAGGUACAAACUAUGAAAGAUUUUCUUCAAGUUCCUGACUAUUAUAAUAUGGAAGAUACUUCCGGUAAAAAACGAGUGAGAUGGGCAGAUUUAGAAGAACGUAAAGAACAAGAAAAAAUGCGCGCUGUAGGAUUUGUAGUUGGUCACACUAAUUGGGAUCGUAUGAUGGAUCCUACAAAAGGAGGAAGCGCCUUAACACGCACAAAGUUUUUUUCACUAUCAUAAUGACAUUUUUAUUCGACUACAGUAGUGUACAGAAGUGAAAGUGCAAGAUGUCUACAAAUAUUAAAAUUCUUCAGAUGAUGUACGAUUCUAAUGCAGCCUUAUAGAAAUUAUAUUUAUAAUUAGGCUAGUAUAAAUCUUGUUAAUUUAUGUAAAGCAUGCUGUAAUUAUUGUAUAUAAUAUUAAUGAAAUUGUUUUCAUUACAAA